AUGUUUGAUUUCUCGUUAACAAUAGGUGUCAACUUGUAUCAGAAGGCAUCGAUAGUUGAUAAAAUCAAGUAUGUGCAUUGGCUUAAGGAGCAAGCAAUCGCCAUAUCAGAUCAAACUACUAAAACAAAGGACUAUGUCCCAAUAGCCAUUGAUGGACUGCUUUAUGUAAGGAUUGUGGAUCCUUUAUUGGCACCUUAUGGCAUUGAAGAUCCUAUAUUUGCAGUCAUUCAAUUAGAGCAAACGACGAUGAGAAGCAAACUCGGGAAAAUCACUCUUGACAAGACUUUCGAAGGGUGUGAUGCACUCAACAAGAACAUCCUCGAUGCUAUUGACUACUGGCCUUUGUAA
Gossypium arboreum is the source of this 348-nucleotide messenger RNA. RefSeq lists its product as uncharacterized. The coding region runs from base 1 to 348 and encodes 115 amino acids. The record is from RefSeq and is a predicted model, not a curated record. The transcript is spliced from 2 exons. NCBI's taxonomy places the organism in Eukaryota, Viridiplantae, Streptophyta, Magnoliopsida, Malvales, Malvaceae. Gene Ontology annotation, cellular component: membrane.